This is a messenger RNA of Cooperia oncophora, 993 nucleotides long. NCBI's taxonomy places the organism in Eukaryota, Metazoa, Nematoda, Chromadorea, Rhabditida, Trichostrongylidae. The record is from the annotation of a GenBank genome assembly.
AUGGAGAUAGAUCUGCUCAAAGCGGCAAACACGAUUGAUGAUAGCGGUGACUGCACCGAUAUCGUUUUCUCCAGCGUUGUGUCGGGUCUUCAACGAUAUCUCACCCCUAACUCACAAGUGUAUGUGAUCACAGAUGCACUUCCAAACGAUAUCGACAAGAUGGAGACAGCAUUUCACGUCGACUCUUACCUGCGAGUGCCGUUGAAUUUCAUCUUCUUGGAACCAUCUCUCACAUCUGGUUGCACGACCUCCAUCGAGAGUUCGGCCUAUCGUGCAAUGGAUUCACUAGCGAAACGGACUGGAGGAAUGACAUUCUACUUUGGAGUCAAUAGCCCGCCUGUCUCUGCGCUACUCUACGAGCACAUGUACAACACUAUCUAUCGUGCGCAACUAAUACUAUCGAAUGAUCUGCCCAUUUGCUCAAAUCAGAACGUCUUCAACCAAGUCGCUAUUGAUGUUUCCGUGGAGCAGAUAGUGAUUAUCGCUACUGGAAGAAACCUCUCAUUGGUACUGACAACACCUGACGGAGACCUCUCAGAUUAUGACAAAGUGUACGAUGAUGGAACCAACUAUAUCUGGAAAAAAAAUGGCCCACAUAUCGGCAAUUGGCUUGUUUCCCUCUGGACUUCCGAUCAAACCCUCGGCUGCAACUUCAAAGUUCUGCAAAAGUCGUACCAUAGUAUAGUAUCACUCAGCGAACAGUACGAUCUGUUUUGGGCUGUUGCACCACAAAUCAACUCCGACCAGACACUUCUUCAGCCACAAUUCGGAAUGGGUCGAAGCAUCGUUAUGCAUCUUACCAAUUAUCGACCUGAUGGAAUGCCUGAACGAGUUCAGACCUAUCUCUCGAUCAGAGCCAUCCGAGAUAAUAAAGCUGUUACGGUAUAUAAUUCGAAUGGAAUCUGGCGUGAUGGCUGUUCCUAUCAGUUCUACUUCCCUUCAAUGACCUGUCAAACCCCUAACGAGAUUCUUUACUUCAAUGGGAAAGAGUAA